AUUGUCCCCGCGAGCAAUGGAUACGGAGAUGCUUCAGCGUCCAGAUGAAUUUGCAACUCUGUGUGAUUGCUUGUUCAGGUCUGGCGUGCUGAGGCGCGACACCUUCCUUGCAGCCCUUCAUCGACGUCGAUUUGAGGCUGUGCGGAAAGCCCAUCCCUAUGCGACCCACAAAAGUGGACUGGCCGAUGUUUUUCGAAUUGGCGAGCUGGCAGCAACAGCUGCGUCCUUCCUCUGCCUGGCCGAUGCAAGCCGGCUGCGGGAGCUUUCCAAGCAAACCAGAGCAGUGUCCAAAGGGGCAGUGUUCAGCCAUCCUGAUGCUCGGGCGCUCUUCGUCUUGGGGUGCCAGCAUCAAGAUCUACAGAGUUUUGAAACCAUUUCGCAUUUUGAUCCAACACGACAUUGCUGGAACACUUUAAACGUGCCGCCGUCCCUGACCACUGGGUCUCGGUCCUUUUGUAUGCCAACAUUGCUUGGAGUUGAUGGUUUUCUGUACAUUUGUGGUGCCCAGAGCCAGCAUAGCGACGCGAUGUGCCUCCAUCGCCUUGAGCGAUCCAAAUGGAUCACGUUGCCACCUCUUCCCACUCCACGCAGGGCUUCCAACAGCUGGCCUGCCAUCUCCUCUUUGAAGGGCCGGAUUUACAUCUGUGGAGGAAGUAGCCAUGACGAGGACUAUUUGAGUGCAGUGGACUGCUUCGAUCCGUUGAGUUUCCAAUGGGAGUCAUUUGCACCUAUGGGAACAGCACGUGCUUGUGCAGUGGCAGAAGCUCUUGGGGGAGAGCUUUAUGUAUGCGGGGGAGAGACUGGAACAUCGAACAUAGACGACUUCAUCGCGCUUGAUACGGCAGAGCGUUUCAGUCCAAUGACUGGCUGCUGGGAGACUUUGCCUCCAAUGUCAGAGCCGCGGGGAGGAGACGCCAAUGGCGAUCCGAACAUCGUGGCAUGCGUACUCGGAAACUACCUCUAUGUCAGAGGCGGACACGAGGUGGAUAGCAUGGAGCGCUUUAAUCCUGCGACCCAUCAAUGGGAGAGCCUUCCACCCAUGAAGACGCCUCGCUAUUAUGCUGCCAUGGUGGCAUUCAACAACCGGAUCUAUGUUUGUGGUGGUAAAGAUGACAAUGAUGCUGAGGAGCUAAGCUCAGUGGAAGGAUUUGAUCCUGCCACAGGCUGCUGGGAAGUGCUCCCAUCAAUGAACACUCGACGUGCAAAUGCUGGUGUGGUGGCUUCAGAAGGUUAUGUCUAUAUUUGUGGAGGUAGAAUCUAUUCCGACAGUGGCCCUUCAACCUGUUUGCGCUCAGUGGAGCGCUUCUGCUUAGCAAGGCGAUGUUGGGAAGUUCUGCCUCCGAUGCCGGAGGCGUGUAUUGAACCACACUCUGUGCUGCUGGAGCAAUGCAAAUCUGGUAAGCGACUGCACGUUUCCCCCUAA
Cladocopium goreaui is the source of this 1423-nucleotide messenger RNA. The record is from the annotation of a GenBank genome assembly. Lineage: Eukaryota; Dinophyceae; Suessiales; Symbiodiniaceae.